This is a messenger RNA of Cryptomeria japonica (Japanese cedar), 1507 nucleotides long. RefSeq lists its product as uncharacterized. The transcript is spliced from 9 exons. NCBI's taxonomy places the organism in Eukaryota, Viridiplantae, Streptophyta, Pinopsida, Cupressales, Cupressaceae. The record is from RefSeq and is a predicted model, not a curated record. Gene Ontology annotation, cellular component: membrane. Bases 198 to 1184 code for a protein of 328 amino acids.
CUAUAUUCCAUCCAUCUAGCCAACUCAGUGCACAUGACGACGUGCGCGUGGAAUUUAUGCCUAAAAUAGCGCUGCACAAAUAUUUUCAAAACUUUAUAUCUUGGCUGAACAUUCACAGUUCCACAAGCUCAGCCUUCCUUGAUUUCCAUCGUUCAAAAAUAACACUGGUUUGAUGUACAGCGAACUGAAAAGAAACAAUGGAUAUAGAAGAUCCAAACCAGAAGGACAUCGAAGAGGACUCCAAAGGAGCCAUGUUUUCUCGUAUCAAAUGGGUGGAUAAAUUACAUCACAAAAUAUGGAAUGGAAAGCACGCGGGUGUGUUUUGUAUGGUAAUUUCUUCAUCAGCCUACAGCAUCAUGGGACUCUUAGUCAAGCUGCUUACAAGGGGAUCUAUUCCUUCAUCUCAAAUAGUAAUGGCUCGAUGUAGUGUUAUCUCCAUUCUCGCGGGAAUUGGAUUGCAACGUAUGAACUAUCCCUUUUUUGGAUCCCCAAAAGCGAGGAAAUUGGUCAUUAUUCGGGCUAUUCUUGGCUUCUUCGCACUUUCAGCAUAUUUCUAUAGUAUACAAUUGUUGCCUUUAAGGGAUGCGACCAUGCUCAACUUUACCGUUCCUGUUUUCACAGCCAUCUUGGCAACGUUUUUUCUCCAUGAAAGAUGGGGCCGUGCUGAAAUGAUAGGUACACUUUUGAGUUUAUUAGGUGUUCUUCUUGUAAUAAAACCUGAGGCCUUAUUUUCAGAUAGUGAGGCAAUAGAACAGACAAAAAGAAACAUCCUAAUUGGAACAAUCAUGGCUGUGAUUGGUGCUUCUACUGGUGCAUUGUCAUACAUUGUUGUACGUGCAAUUGGCCAAUGUGGGGAGCCUGCAUUGGUCUCUGUUUUCGCAUAUGCUGUUUUCUCAACUCCAAUGGCUGGAAUUUGUCUUCUUUUCCAGGGUGCGAAGUUACCUAGCAUUGUAGAGCUAGUUGCUUUAUUUUUGGUAGGACUGACAGCCUACAUGGCACAGAUAUUCCUGACAAGAGGCCUUCAGUUGGAAAAGGCUUCAAGAGCUACAUCCAUACAAUAUGUCAAAGUUUUGAUUACUUAUUUUCUCGGAGUUGUAUUUUUGGGCGAAAUACCUUCUAUUAUGGGUGCUUUGGGAGGCUUUCUGAUUGCUUUUAGCUCUGUGUUCAUAUCCCUUCAUCAGUGAUAAUUCUUAAAAGUGAAAAAAACCUCAACAUCGAGAGAUUCACAAGGAUUAUUUUUAUUAGUCAAGAGUUAUCAAUUCAAGAUGGUUGUGGCAACCUCUUGCAAAAAUGUUUUUCUUUUGUUGUAUGGAUAAGAAUCAAUUACACUUUCAAAAUCAUGCCCCUAUAAUCAUAGGGAUACAUGUACAAUUGAAGGGCUUGAAGCUUGCUGAGUUUUGUCACUAUGGUUGUUUGCAUGGUUACACCCUAUCUCAACCACUAGACCGCAACCAUCUAGAAUAAUGUAUGAUAUUUUAUCACAUUAUAUUAUAUUUCUUUUGCAAUA